UUCAUUACAAUCAUUAGUGUAGGAUCUGAUCCGUCUCAGUCAAAACUGUAGUUGCAGAAAAUAAUCUUUCUUCUUCUUUGACCUAGUUCUCUUUCAUUUAUUGGCUAUACUGCAGCCCUGUUGGGGCCUCUCUUUACCCAACCAUGAGUAGCUACGACUCGUACGAAGUCUCUGUACAAUACAUUGAUGACAGUGACCCGUUUAAUGUUCUUGGUACCAUCAAACAUGCCGAACCAUCUCCUCCAUUGAAGUACAGCUUCGUCUCUGAUAUACCGCUCUGUGAUCAGAUAGCAGGGCUCAAGAAAAUGCUCAAGGCGCCACACAAGAUAGAUGAUGCUACACUGGUUUAUUACAGACAGUCUGAUAAGGAAUCCAAAUAUCUCGACCUUGAGUCUGACAUGGGGGAACUGAUAAGAGACUAUAACCUCUCAUUUGACAAAGAUGCUGUUAUAUUUUUGAGACACAAGCUCUCAGUCAGAGUACAUACCAUUAACGAAACUUUAUUUAACGCUGAGAGGACUACAUUGCGUCAAGCACUCUUCUCACUCAAGAGAAUGUUCCAGGAUGAUUCUGACCUGGUGAUGGAGUUUGUUGCUAAUCAAGGAAUGGACGCACUCAUCACUGUAGCAAGAGAUGCUGAUGCCACCUUUCAACAAUACAUACUGAAAGCUGUUGGUGAGAUAGUGGUGUAUGUUGAUGGAAUGCAUGGACUCAUCAGGUGCAAUGAGAUGAUACAGUGGCUAUACCAACUCAGCACUUCAAAGUUUAAAAUGGUCGUCAAGGCAGUUCUAGACACGUUGCUCCUGUUUGUUAAUUAUACCGAGGGAGGGGGAGGAGGAGGAGGAGAGGGUAACGGGGGACUCAAGAGUGGACGAGAGUCUCCACAGCAGAGAACCGGUUCCCCAGACUCGUCAAACGGGUUUAACACAGCCCAACUACUUAAGGACGCCAUUGAGGCUUACUCUGACUCCAAAGGUUUAAAGCCGUGGUCACUGUUCAUGACACUUUUGAGUGACAAGUCUUCAGAGGCAGACAUUCAGACUAAAACAAUGACACUUAUAAACAGGACACUAUCCAACCUCUCUGAUAUGGAUUCAUAUUAUGAUAUUGUGGACUCACUUGAAGAUCAAGACAUGGAGACAGUAAUGAGAUAUCAUCAGAACAGAGAUAAAAACAGAGGUUUAGUGAAAGAGUUCAAAGCUUAUGAGGAAUCAAUAAAGCAGUACUAUACAGUGCAAUAUGAGGGGGAACAAGGUGCUCCUCAGCGUAAAAUGAGACGGAGUAGAAGUCAGUCAGGUAUAUCCAGCCUGGCCACCACUGCCACCAGUAACAACAGUAACACACUCUCACCUAACAGCAGGCCAGAGACACCAACUAAGAAGUCAACUUCAACCACUGACGUGUCUCCCAGUAAAAGUUCAAAGUUCACUUCAGAGAAGCCACCCAGCGGAAAGAAAGAAUCCAGUACUGUUAAGAAAACUGGUAAAGAGGAGACAAGUGGAGCAGCUACAUCAGGUAGCAGCAGUAGAUUGUCUCCUUCAAGUGGUGAAGGAUCUUUAUCAAUGCAACGGUCAUCUAGUGCAGGGACGGUACCAAGAAACAACUUAUCUUCAAUAAAAAAAGAUAACGAUGUCCUCUCGUCAAAAUCAACUUCAUCAGUUGAGCCGUCAUCUUACCUCUCCUCAUUCAGAGAGAGGGAGAUGGAGAGGGAGAAGAAGAGGGAGAGGGAGGAAGAGGAACGGCGUCUUGAGCGAGAGAAGAGGGAGAAGGAGAGGGAGAGAGAGAGGGAGGAACGAGAAAAGGAGAGAGAAAGGAAACGUAUCGAAUGGGAGAAGGAAAAGGAAGAAAGAGAACGCAAGAGGGCCGAACGACAAAAAGAGAGCGAACUCAAUCGUCUUCCUUCCCCAACUCCCUCAUCCGCUAACCGACGAAAACUCUCAACACCAUUGACAUCGUCCGAGAAGAAACCUCAACCUAAAUAUGGCGGGUUCGCUGGCUUUGGUAUCACCUACUCAAAACCAACUCCGAAAUCCCCUAGUCCUGAGAUACCUUCUCGUUCAUCCGACAGUCAACCCAGCAGUGACAGGGAGGACAAGUUGACCAGUAGCUCACAAAGUUCAGCUAGUUCAGGCUCUCGUAGUUCAGCAGAGCCUGAGACAACUACUAGCGCUAGAAGAAUGACUGGUUCUAAGUCAGCUUCUGAUAUUUCUUCCCCUCCUCCUCCUACUUCUCCUAGUACGAAGCAAGAUGAUAAACCUAAGUGCAAGUAUGGCGGCUUCUCUGGGUUUGGACUAACAUAUUCAUCAGGUAAUAAAUCAGGAGAGACAGUUUCUACCAGAUCAACCAGCAGCAGUAAUAAAACAGCAGCUAUUAGUAAAGAUACUAGCAGGGAUAAAGACACCAAGUCACAAAGUAAUGGCUCUAGCACAUCAAAUAAUACUAGUACUCUAGCUAAUGGACUCUCUACUUCAGCUAAUGGUCCUACUACAGCUAAUGGUCCAACUGCAGCUAUUGCUAAUGGUACUACGAGUGAAAGUCCUAAAGUGAUCAUCCACGCCUCCAGUCCGAUUGAUACUCCUCCUCAUAAAGGAGACAUUUCUAUUAAAAGUGCUACAGCAGUCGAGAGCAAUAGCGAGUUCUUGAAUCGUAGCAGGAGACUCCGACAGUCCGACGCUGGAAUCAACUACUCAACUGGUUCUACGACGACCAGUGGAGGCGGAGUUGAUAGGGACAAAUGGAGACGAGAGAGAGAAGAACAAGAGAAAGAUUUUGAACGAGAAAGAGAAGAAUGGAAGAGAAAGAGAGAGGAAAGGGAGAAGGAAAGGCAAAGGGAGAGGGAGGAAUGGGAACGAGAACUCCAACGGGAGAGAGAGGAGAGAGAGGAAAGACGUAAGGCCCGGGAACGAGAAAGAGAACAAGAAAGAGAACAAGAGAAACAGAGGGAGAAGGAGAGAGAGGAAAGACGUCGAAAAUUGAGAGAAGAUGACGAGAAUAAGUACAACUGGAAGGAUUGGGACACACACAAAACUGGAGGGAAAUCUUCGAGUGAUGAUAAAACAACGUCGGACACUUCAAGCAUAAUGAGCAGACGCUACAAGAAAGAAGACAAGAACACAAUGAGUUUAGAAUCAGAAGAACGAGACAAAGUUUCUGAUACUGUCCCUCUUAGACGUAAACCAGGUAGUAGAUCAGCUCUGGGCGGAGAAAAGUCUCUCGAGGUUUUCUACAGACGACGCUCACGUCUUUUUGACUCAGAAGAGAGAGAGGGUGAGGGAAGUAACAUUCCUGUCUCUCCCUCGGCUCCAUCAGUUCCUCCUCUCAGUCCGAAUGUAAAGACGGCUUCAUCUGUAUCAGCUCCUGCUGUGGUACCAGUUAAAGAACCAGUCAAACAAGAAACCCCAAAACCGACGCCCCCUCCCCCUGUCUCCUCCCCUCCCAGCCUAGAGUCUAAACCUGAGAAACCCUCUGUAAUGAAACCAGCCGAGAAACCUCAAGAACCAGCCAAGAGUGAGACCCCAGCCUCAACUGUGUCUGUGCCGAAUCAGGUAGCUGAGAAGGUGAGUGGUCCUGAUGCUCCUCAAGGUCGGACGAGGAUAGGAACCACAUCAACUCAGAUUGCAGAGAAGACAAAGAAGAUGAUGGCCUUGAUGAACGAUGAAGAGUCGGUUAUUGACGACAAGAAGGUGGAAGUGAACAAGAUACAAAAGAAACCAGAACCUGCUCCAGUAUUUGAGGAGCUCCCCAUAGCUCCUCCGGCUAAGAAACUUGAGGACAACGAAGAGUACCUCCCUGAGCUUGAGUGGGCGUAUGCUCCGAGUGACAUUAAACUCAGAGAUCUCAUUGUGCGUGAUCUUGAUUUCACUGAUUUAACAUCAGACGAUGAAACAGGAGGAGAAGAAGAAUUGAAUACUGCUGUACCCCUAGGGGGCGUUCCUCCUCCCCCUCCACCCCCAGGGGGAAUUCCUCCUCCCCCUCCUCCAGGGGGUGCUCCUCCUCCUCCUCCGCCCCCAGGGGGC
This is a messenger RNA of Amphimedon queenslandica, 4016 nucleotides long. RefSeq names its product FH1/FH2 domain-containing protein 3-like. Gene Ontology annotation, biological process: cortical actin cytoskeleton organization. NCBI's taxonomy places the organism in Eukaryota, Metazoa, Porifera, Demospongiae, Haplosclerida, Niphatidae. The transcript has 17 exons. Gene Ontology annotation, molecular function: actin filament binding. The annotation marks the transcript as partial. Gene Ontology annotation, cellular component: cytoplasm; cytoskeleton. The record is from RefSeq and is a predicted model, not a curated record.